This is a messenger RNA of Paramecium pentaurelia, 9258 nucleotides long. The record is from the annotation of a GenBank genome assembly. NCBI's taxonomy places the organism in Eukaryota, Ciliophora, Oligohymenophorea, Peniculida, Parameciidae.
AUGUACAAUAACUUCUUUGAACCCCUUUUUGAGAAAACUGAUGUUAAUAUUAUCAGUAAUAAAGUAAUUAAACUUUAGAUAUUUAGAUUUUAUUUGAUAUUGGUGAGUAUAUUGGAGAGUAAUCAGAUGAUAAUUUCAAAAAUCUCUAGAGUUCCCUAACCUUGUUGAAUUAUUGUCUAGACAUCAAACCACUUGCUUAAGAAUUAUUCAAUAACUAAAAUUUAAAAACUAAGUUGGAAUUAGCCAAGGUUAGGAUUCCUCAAUUAGAUUAAAUAAUUAAAUAGAUUUUAGAUAAGAUUUCAUUAAAUGAUCAAGAAAUAUCCUUAAAAUUUGACAUGUCCAUAAUAACAAAAAUAAUUGAUCUUAAAAAUGAAUACUUAUAAUAAUAUUUGAGAAUAUUCAGAAUUUACAUUCUCUAUAAUGAUUAAUUACAAUAAGUAUUUAGUUUGGAAGAUGAAGCAUAAGAGAUUUAAUUAACUGAUUGGUUAUAACAAUUGAUCACAAUAUUGGCAUAAUCAAAUUAGGAAAAUAGGGAUAGAAUUUUAGAUAUUAUUACUUAUUUAAUUAGACAAUAAUUAGAAUUAAUAAAAUUAUUGUUUAAAUUGAAUAUUUUACCAACAAUAUUGACAUUUUUAGAAUAAGGAUAAUCAAUAGUCAGAUGUCUUGUUUUAUUAAGAGAUAUGUUAGAAUAUAAUUAGUUAUUUCUUUAAUAAAUUAAUCAUUAAGAAAUUAUAGAAUAAAUGAAAGAUCUUGCUUCUAAAAAAAAGGAUUAAAAAUCUAUAUUAAUAUUAAUUUCUUAAAUUUUAAAUGCUUUUAAUUACUAAACUGAAUAAGAAUAAAUAGAAUUAUAAGUUAAUGAAGAUACAAAUUCUGAAGAUAUCACUUAAACUAUUGAAUAAAUAUCUCUAUAAGCAAUAUGUGAUUAACUUUAAUAUAGUAGUUAAUUAUUUGAUUAAUUACUAUUUACAAUGUAAAACAUAACUUUAAGUGAAUAAACCCUUAUUUCAUUGAAUUAUAUUUUUGAAAAAAUGAUUCAUGAGUUAAAUCAAACUUAAGCUAAAUUAUUAAUAAAUGUAAUUAUUAAUUUAUUAACUUAAAAACUGGAAUCCUAAUUAUAUAUAACUUAAAAGGUUUAUUUAGUAUACAUACAUUUAUUAAUUGAAAUUAAUUAAUAGUUUAGAUCAUUGAUUCAAAUUGAAUAAAUUUAAAUUUUGAAAUAAUAUCAUUCAGAUGAUGUUAAAAUAAUGAGGUAUAUUUAUAUAUUUAUCAUCUAGAUAACUAGAUGAAAUAUCUAGAUUUAACAAUAAAGUGUAUAAAAAAUUUAAAGAUACAAACUUAAUUUAAUAAUCAGGAUUUAUGACAUCAUCUAUAAGGUAAUCAAUAAAAAGCCAAGAUUCCUAAUCAUCUGAAGGAAAGGAUAUUGAAACUGUUUUAGAUUAAAUUAUAUAUGUGAAUUUAAAGUAAGGAAAAUUAGAAAAAAUAAUAUCUUGUUUAUCUGAUAUUUAUUAGAUCACUAAAGAAAACCCAGAAAUACUUUAUAAAUAUCAAAAUGAUAUAAUAGAGCUUUAUUUAUAAUAUCCAACUAUUGAAAUUAUAAUUAAUUUCACAAAAAUGAUAUUAUCCUAAUUAGAUUAUAAAUCCUUAAUUUUUAAUUUUUUUGAAGAUAUGGAAUAAUAUGAUACAUAGUAAUAAUUAAAAUUUUUGGCAGCCUUUUCAUUAUUUUAAUAAAUAUUUGAAUAAUAUCAUAAAGUAAUUAUGAAAUAAAUCACAAAUUGGAUUUUAAUAAGAAUUGAUUAAAGUCAAAUUAAAUCUUUAUUGGUUAUUUGUUUUAAUCUUAAGCUUAAUUAAAGACAAUUAACAAAUUAUUUUUUAAAAUAAUUAAAUAAAUAUGAUGAUAUUCAACUUGAUAUCCUACUUUAUUCAGUUUUAGCAAAAUAAUAGAAAAUUAUGGAAACAGAAUUAUUAAUUCAAUUAAUAAAACAAUAUGAAUAGAAUGUUCAUUAUGAUAUUUCUAUUGAGAACAUUUCAUCAGGCAAUUUGCUUAGAUAUAAAAGUUUGGGUGAAUUAGUAGCAAUAACAAAAGAUUUUGAAUUGAUUAAAUAGUUUAAUAAACCUUUUAUUAUUGAUCUCUAAGAAAUCACUUAUGUAUAAUGCUUAAUUAUAUGUGAUUAAUUGAAUUUUCAAUUAGGAAUAAAUAUUUUCGAUGAUCAAUAGCUUCUAGAGGUUAUAAAUGAAACAUAAUUGAUAUCCUUACUAGUAAAGGUUCUAUCAGAAAAUUAAUAGGAAAAUAAUUAAGAUGUCACUUUAUAAUCAAAAUUAUUGUAAUUCUUAUUAUUAUAGGCUUUUGAAAAUACUGAAAUAAUUAUUAAAUAAGAAAUUUUAAAACCUUAAUUGCAAGAGAAAUAAUUCAUUUAAUAAUUUUAGCAGAGUUUGACUUUAUAACUCCAAAGAGUAUUAAAUUAGAAAUAAUUAAAAGAUGAAUAAUUAACAAUCAAAUAUCUAGUAAUAUUAUCAAUAAUAGCUUAAUAAAAUGAUCUAUUACAGAAUCUAGAGUUCAAAUCUUUAAUUUAAAUUCUGUAAAAACUACUGGAUUACUUAAAAGAAGAGAAUAUUUCUACUUUAUUGCUUGAGACAAUUCUUAAUUUAUUUAAGGAACUAUUUUAAUGGAACAAAGCAAAAACCUAUUAUAAAAUUUCCUUUUUAAAAGAUAACAUUUUUCUAGAUAUUGGAUUAAAGUAUCUUUAAUAUAAAGAAGUUAUUAAAUAAAUUUUAGUUUUAUUAGUAGGAUAAGAAUAAUAUGAUUAACAAUAUUCUCAAAAAUUUGAAUAAUUAAAACAAAACUAGAUAGAUAAUUAGAUAAAAGGAGAAUAAAACUUAUUUUAAGAUUUGGCAAAUUAAUUCAUCGAUGACAUCCUUUCUCAAACUCUUAUUAAAUAAAAUUUAGAAUUAGAAACUUAAUAAUAAUAAUAAUAAUAAUAAUAAUAAUAAUAAUAAUAAUAAUAAUAAUAAUAAUAAUAAUCAUCAUCAUCAUCAUCAAGUAGUUCAAGUUCUAAAUCUUCAGAUGAUGAAAAGUAAGUUAAUUAAAUUGAGGCAGCGAUAGUUUUCAAUGAAGAAAAAACUGAAAUAGCAGUUUAAUUAGAAUAAAAAAGACAUUCAAACAGUUAAUCAAGUAAUUCUCAAAGUGAUUAGAAUAAGAUGGCUUUUGUAAUUGAUAAGAAAUUUGAAGAAGAUUAGUUUCAGCCAUAAAUACAUUAGGAGAUUAAAGUAGAAUAAUAAAACUCCGAUAGUUCAUCAAGUUCUGAAGAUUUUAAUAGAAAACAAAAAAUCGUUAUUGCUGCUGCAGUUCAUAAUAAAAUAAAAGAUAAUAAAAAAGAUAAAAUAGUUUAGCAUAAGAAAAGUAGUUCAUCAUCAUCAUCAUCGAAGUCAAGUUCAAAGGAAGAAAAAUAAUUAGAAUUUAAAAUAUAGUCAGAUGAAAAUCAAUUUAAAGUUGAAAUAACAAAUUAGGAAGCUCAUAUUUAAGCUACUUUAGAAAUACCAAAAUUAUAAGAAAUUGAUUAACAUGAAAAAGUUUAAUAAUAAGAAGAAAGUGAAGAAUCUAUAUAGCCUAGUUUUAAAAAAUAGAUGAUUGCACAAUAAGAAGAAGUUGCAAAAAUUUAGGAUAAAUAAAUUGAUACAAAAUUAAAAUUAAAGUAACUUAAAGAAAGGAAAUAAUAAUUAGAAUAAGAAAAAAUAAAAAAAUAAGAAGAAGAAAGGAUUAGAUUAGAAUUAGAAGAGAAAAAUAAAUAAGAUGAACUAGAAAAACAAAGAUUAGAGUAACUUGAAAAAUAUAGAUUAGAGUAAUUAGAGAUAUAAAGAUUAGAGCAACUUGAGAAAUUGAGAUAAGAGCAGGAGGAAUAAAUAAGAAAAUAAGAACUUGAAAAAAUAGCAUUAGAAUAAUAAGAGAAAAUCAGGUAGGAAAAGGAGGAAUUGUUAAGAAUUGCUCUUCUUGAAAAACUAAAAAGAGAAGAAGAAGAAAGAUAAAGAGAAAGAGAUAGAAAAGAAUAAGAAGAAAGAGAUAGAUAAGAAGAACUUAUUAGAAUUUAAAAGUAGGAAUAAAUUAGAAUAUAAUAAGAAGAAAUUGAAAGAUAGAAAAAGGAUGAAUAAGAAUUAUAUAAUAAAUAAUAAAUAGAAUUAGAAAAAUUAAGAGAGAAUGAAUAAGCAAGAGUAUAAUUGAAAUAUGAUAUUAAAGUUGAUAAUAAAACAGAUCAAUAAUCUGGUAGAAUUGCUUUUGAAAUCAAUUAAAAUCAAUUUUCAACUUAAUAAAAAACACCAAAUAAUUCAGAAUAAUCCAAAAAUACAUUAUCUUAUUAUUAUGGAUUAUAACCAUCAAAUGAUUAAGAACCUGCUUAAUUACGUUAAGAAGAUCUAAAUUUAAAAGCAUAAUUUAUGGCAUAAUAAAAUUCUGGUUCUGAGUAAAAUUAAGAAUUUCAAAUAUCUUAUUAAGGAUUAAGAUUAGAUUAAGAAAUAAAUUUUGAGAAACAAGAAUUAUAAAUUAAUUAUGAUCCAAGCAUGAUAUUAUUUCCUCAAAAUGAAUAAAAAAUACUAGAAAUAAAGGAUGAUGAAUUAUAACUAUCUUCUUAAAUGAUAAAAUAAGCAGCAUUAAAAUCAGAACGAAAAAAUGAAUAUCAGUAACCUUAAACUACAACAUUAAACUUUGUUUCAUUACAAGAACAAAGUAGUAAUGCAAAUUAAGAAAUACCUGUAACAAAUUAUCAAAUUAAUAUUAAAGAACCUAUUUAUUAAGAAUAAUAAAAUUAACUUAUAACUUAAACUAUUAAUUUAGAAAUUCAACAUUAAGAAUUCUCAAAAUAAGAAAAUAUUAAUCUUUAAUAAAAUGAAAUUCCAUAAACUAAUUAAUAAUUAAAUACUUUGAUAAUAAAUUAAGAUUAAUUUAAUAAUCAAAUUUAGGAAAACUUCUAGUAUACUGUUUAAACCAAUAUAGAAUAACAGCAAAUUAAUAAUUAAGAAUUAGAAAAAUAGUUAUUAAUUACAGCAUCAAUCGCAACUCAUGAAAAAAACUAAUAAAUUGAAGAGGUAUAAAUAAAAAAAGAGAAAAAACGAAAUUCAAGUAGUUCAAGUAGUUCUUCAUCAUCUUAAGAUGAUAAAAAAGAUAAAAAACAUAAAGAAAACAAGCAUAUUGGUAUGGAAGUAGGGAAGACACUUAUUGAAGCAAAGCUAAUUGAAUAGGGUAUUAAAGCAGAAUAAUAGAAGUAAAAGGAGUAAGAAGAAAAAUAAAGAAAAAUAGAAUAAAAACAGAAAAUAGAGGAUGAAAAAAAACAGAAAGAAAUUUUGAAAGCAUAAAAAUUAGAAGAAGAAAAAUAAAGAAAAGAGGCUGAAAAAUUACAAAAAUAGGAAAAUGAAAGAUAAAAAAAAGAAGCAGAAAAAUAAAAGAAAUUAGAAGCUGAAAGAUUGAAAAAAGAAGCUGAAUUAAAAAAAAAGGAAGAUGAAAGAUUAAAAAAGGAGGCAGAAAAAUAAAAGAAAGAAGCAGAAAAAUUAAAGAAAGAAUAAGAUAAAUAAAUUAAAAAAGAAGUUUAAAAAGAAGUAAUUAAAGAUUUAAUAAUAUUGGAUGCUGCAAAAAAUAUUCAUUAAGAAAAAAAAGAAGAAGAAAUGGAUUCUAAAACAAAGCUUAAAAUGCUUAAAGAAUAAAAGAAAAUUGAAGAAGAAAAAACUAAAUAAGAAUAAUUGAAAUAAGAAAGGCUUGUUUAAGUAGAAAGUUCUUUAAUUGUUGCUGAGGCUUAACAUUAAUAAUAAAUUUAGAAGCCAAAAUAAAAGCAAAGAUCCUCUUCUUCAUCUUCAUCUUCCUCAUCUAAAAAGUCUCAUGAUAUGAAGAAAUAAGAAAAACACAAUGUGCAAAUUGAAGUAAUUAAGAGUAAUUAAGAUGAUUAAGCUAACUAGAAUGUAUUAAAAUUUGAAAUAACUUAAAAUUCAUUAAAUGAUUAAUAAAAGAAUCAAUCUACAAUUGAAUUUAAGGUGAAUUAAUAAAUACAAAGAGAACAUUAAGAAUAUUCAACCAAUUAAUAAUUAGAAAAAGAAUUCAUAAUUACUACUUAAUAGAGUAGCAAUUUAUUAUAAAAUCAAUAAUAAAAUUAGUAAUAGAAAAAUUAAAAAAUAAGAUCUAGUUCAUCUUCAUCUUCAUCUUCAUCAUCUUCUGAUAGAAAAGCUAAUUAAUUUAAACAAAUUGAAACUGUUUUUGUUGCAUCUCAAGUGCAGAAAACAAUUAAUGAAAAAAAUGAUUCCAUUAAUUUAAAUGAUAUAUAAAGAGGAAAUAUAUAGAUUCAAGUAAAUUAAUAAAAAGAAGAACCUAAAGUUUAAGGAGUGAGAGAAGUAGAAAAUUAAAACUAAUAAUAAGAAUUUAUUUAAAUAUAAAUUAAAUAACAACCUAUAUAAUAAUAAUCAUUAUAGGAACAUGAAUUUUAAGUGUAAUAUGAACAAAAACCUUAGAAUUAAGAUUUACAAAGAGCUGAAUUAUUAAUAGGAUCUGCAAUUAUUGCUAAUAAAAUAGAAGACAAGAAGAAAGAAGAAAAAAAUAAUAAAUAAGAUUAAAAUAAAUAAUUUGAAGUGUCAAUUUAAUCAGAAUAGAACGUUCUAAGAAAUAAUGAAUUUUUAGUUGAAGCUAAUCUAAAACAAGAAAGUAAAAAAUAAAAUAAAAUAUAAAAACAAAAAUCAUCAUCUUCAAGUGAUGAAGAAAAAUAAAAUUUACAAAAGAAAAAGGAAAAAAAUGCCAAGGCUGUAUUCACUGAAGCAUUAAUUCAAGAAAAAUAGAAAAAAAAUUAUAAUUAACAAUAAUAAUAACCUAUUAUUUAAGAAUAAGAUAAAGAAUAAUUAAUAAAUUCAAUCUAAAAUUAAAAAGUAGAAAUAUCUCAAAGUAUCAAUAGAUAAGAAAAUUAUGUAUUUGAAUAUGCAAAUGCUAAUACAGUGUAUAAUUAACCAGAUAAUGUAAACACUGAAUUUUAAACUCAAUAAGAAGUAAGUACCUUUUAUUAAUUUGAAAGUUAAAGAACUAAUAAUUUAUAGUAGUUUGAAGAUUAAUAACACAAAAUUACUUUGUAAAUAGAGUAAGUUUAAGAUAGUUAACGUACAGCAUCAUUUAAUGUAGAAUAUUAAGAAACAAAUUAAUAAAUAGAAAUAGAAUAUGUAGUAAAGGAAAAACAAGGAGAGUUUUAGGAAGUUAAUAAUUAAAUGAUAGAACAACAAAGUUAACAAAUUUCUUAUAUUUAAACAUCUUAAGAAACCCAAUAAAUUUAAGAAUAAUUGGAGCAUAGAGUUCAAUAAAUUGAUGAAAAUAAUUACAAUAUUUAAAGCCAGGCUGUUUAAAAUGAUCAGUCAUAUAAAAAUGAGCAACCUAUAUUAUAAAAUUAAUAACCAAAUGUUGGAAAAUGGUAAAUAAGUGUAUUAGCUGAUCUUCUAUAGGCUUUAUAAUUAAUUGUUUAAAAUGAAUAAAAUUAAAGUAGACUUCCAGGAGUACUCAAAUAAUUUAGAUAAUUGAUUUAAAGUGAAAAAGAUGCAAAGGAAUGUCAUUAAUUAGAUAUUACAAAUUAACUAUUAUUUAUUUAUUCAUAAUCAAGUUAUUAAACAUAUUAAAUAGAUAUAGAAGAAUGCUUAUUGGCAAUUUUAUAAUAUCAAUCAAUUUUGAAUGAUUAUGAAACAUUAAUUAGAUGGUCAGAUUUAUAAAUAGCAAGAGUUAGUAUAAAUUAAGUAAGAAUUUUAAUAAAAGCAAAAGAAACUAAAUUUAUGAAAAAUAGAAUGAUUAAUUAAAAAGAUAUCAUUAUUCUUGUGAAUUAUUUAGAAGAUUGUUGGGAUGAAGAAUUAGUAUCAGCAAUUUUAACAUGUUUAGAAGGUUAUUGUUACAAUUCAAAAUGUGCAUAAUUACUCUAUUAAUAUGAAGUUAUAAAUCAUAUCAAGAAAUGGGUUUAGAGAUUACAAAAAGAAUGCUAUUUGCUUAUUGGUUCAUUGUGUUUAUACAAUUUUGCAUAAAAAGACUUAAUUGAUCAAUCCAUAUAUUUGAUUAUAAAUAAAUCAAUCAAUGAUUAAAAUAUUGAAAUUAAAUAGAAUGCUUAUUAUGCUCUAUCAUGUUUAUGUUAUUAAAAUAAAGAAGUUUAAUAGUAAUUAUUAGAUUCGGAUUUAUUAUUUAUAAUUUUAAUUGAUUUAGAAUAAAAAACUGAACCUAAAUUAAUUGAAAUUACAGCAUAAUUAUUAACAAAUGUCUUAUAUAAGAUGGAAUAGCAGAAGGUAGAAUCUAGAGUUUUAAUUACUUUAUUGAUAAGAUAAUUAUAGACAUAAAAUAAUCCUAACACUUUAAAAUGGAUUCUAAGGUGUUUAUAAUCUUUGUGUCUUUUAAGAUCAAAUUCAUUAAUAUCAAUAUCCGAGUCAAUAUUUGAUAUAUUAAAAAAAAUGUAAUAAAACAAGGCAUUAUUAAGAGAUCUCUUGUAAUUGUAUUCAAUAUAUUCUGCAUAAUAACUAUUACCUUCUGAAUAAAUAACAGUGAUUAAACAAAUAAUAUCAAAUAAUAAGGAGGACUCUUUAAUCAUUGAAAGGAGCAUCACAGUAUUAAAUUUAUCAGUUAAAUAAUAUUCAAAGAAGAUUUGUACUUUAGAUAACUUAUAAAUAUUCACUUAACUAAUAGAAUAGUAUAAAUAAAAUGAGAAAGUAAUAAGUCUAAUCUUAAUUUUGAUAUAAAAUUUAGCCUGUGAUAAAGAUAAUCAUUCUACAAUAAAUAAAAGUGUUGUGUAUAAUGCCCUUGAAUUUUUCUAAGAUAAUCAAUAAAUUAAUCAUUUUUCUUAGAAAAUCAAAACAAUAAUUUCAAAUUAAUAAAUUUAGACUGAAUAGAUUUAGGUUUAGAUGAAAUAAAUAAUUCUAGAUAAUCCAGCUGAUAAAUUAGCAAGAGGAUUUCCUCUUUUAGUUUUUACUUCAACCUCUGAUACGAAAACAGGAUAUUUAAAGGUAUUACCUUCAAAUGAGUUAUUCUUUUAAGAGAAUUCUGGAGAUAUUAAAGAAAAGUUUAGAAUAAGGUAAGUAAUUGAUAUGAAUUUUAAACCAAACUCAACCUCAGGUGAAUAUAGAUUAUACCAAAGUUCUAGAUUUUUCAAUAAAGAUUUAUUUUUUACAAUAAGAGGGAAGUAUAAUAAUAAAUUUAAUACCAUAUCAGGUUAAGCUCUACUAAUCGAAUAAAAAUAAGAACUUAUAUCAAUUUUAGAAAUUUUAUAUGCCAAAGUAUCUUGA